This is a messenger RNA of Zymoseptoria tritici IPO323, 171 nucleotides long. RefSeq lists its product as uncharacterized. NCBI's taxonomy places the organism in Eukaryota, Fungi, Ascomycota, Dothideomycetes, Mycosphaerellales, Mycosphaerellaceae. The record is from RefSeq and is a predicted model, not a curated record. The transcript has a single exon. Bases 1 to 171 code for a protein of 56 amino acids.
AUGGACUCCGGCGAGGGUGUCUUGGAGGAGCGCUCGGAUGGCACAUUCUCAGGUUGUUAUUUCCGCGAAUACGAUUCAAGAAAUGACCGUCAGAGACGGGCGCCGCAUAUGGAGCGUUUCGAUACGAUGCAACCUCGAUGGAGGCGCUGUCUCGCAGGUAUAUUGAGGUGA